Messenger RNA from Symbiodinium pilosum, 1980 nucleotides. NCBI's taxonomy places the organism in Eukaryota, Dinophyceae, Suessiales, Symbiodiniaceae. The record is from the annotation of a GenBank genome assembly.
AUGUUCCUCUACAAGGCUUUGUUCGUGAUGCUCGAGGCCGUAAAGUCGUCGCCAGUUCAGUUGGCCGAGUUGUUGAGAACUUCCCCAGCUCAAGGCUUCCUUUGCAUUGACGGACGCCAGCUCGAGCAGAAAAAGGUCUCUCGGCUCGCACCGGACCUGGCUUCAGCAUCGACAACAUCAGGCGGCUCAGCUGGCAGCGGCAUCGGGCUACCAGCUCAAACGCGGAAACUUGCUCAGCAACUCCUACCAGUCUCCGAUCGAGAGCUGCUCGCUGAACGUGAUCCCCACUUGCGGCGCCUUUUGCGCGGCGUUCCUGAUGAUGCUCCUCCUCAGCUGGGUCGCACCUGCCACAUCAAGCUCUAUGAAGAGAUGUUGCGAGCAGCUCAGUGCAAGGAUACAUCUCUGACGGGAAGGCUUCGCUCGGGUUUCCCCAUCGUGGACCGCAUUGAGGAAUCUCAACAAUGGCCUGCGUUCGCCAAGCCUCAAGAUCCAGUACCUGUUCAGGAAGCACUUCGCAGGGCCUGGGAGUUCAAGAGGAAGAUCUUUCAGAGGUGUGCUGCAGUUCCAGUAAACGACAACCUCAGAGCCAUAUGGAAGUCGACUAUCGAGGACGUGGAGGAAGGCUACUCUGUUGGCCCGCUCGCGGAUGAGGCUGAGGUCUCUGCCUUCAUUGGCUCCGAAGAGUGGAUCCCGACUCAGAGGUUCGAGGUCGUCCAGAAGAGCAAGGUCAGAGGUUGUGACAGUGCAACCUCCAACUUGGUCAACAGGACGGCAGUGAUCACUGAGAAGCUGCAGCUCCCGUCUACCCUAUCGGGUCGCCAAAGGUUGCAAGGUUGGGUCCUUGACGAGAGGAAAGCCUAUCGGCAGAUUCCAGUCAAAGUGGACCAUCGUCGUUUCACAGUGAUCUGCCUAAAGGACCCCGGAGACCACAAGCCUAAGUACUUUGUGAUGAUCGGCCACUCGUUCGGGCUCGUCUCUGCAGUCUAUAAGUACAACCACAGAUCUGCGGCCAUCAAUGACAUCUUUGAGGAGAUCUUCUCAAUGAUCUCCUUCAACUUCUAUGAUGACAAGUACGGGUUCGAGACCUGUGCGACAGCUCCGUCGGCAAGGAAAGUGGCGGAGGAAAUCCACUUUCGCCUGGGCGCCCAGUUCGAGGCGAAGAAGCUCCAACUCUCCUUGUCUCCAGUGAUCCUGGGGGUCACCUACAACCUGGACUCGAUGGUUCUGGAGAUCGAGAAGGAGAGGAAGGAAGAGCUCGUGGAGACUAUCGACUCCAUCCUCCACGCAGGGACUCUUGAUCCGGGGUCGGCGGGCAAGCUCAAAGGCAAGUUGAUGUUCGGGUCGAGCCAGCUCUGGGGAAAAGCCGGGAGAGCUUUCUUUCGCCCCCUCUCGGAGCGGCAGUACCUGAAAGACCUGACGGAAGAUCGGACACGCCUAACCGAGCCCUUGAUCAAGGUGCCAGAAGAAGUGCGACGUGGUGAUCUUCACGGAGGCUUCACCCCGGAUCUACGCAAGAAAGAACGAGGCCUUGAUCGUGUGGGGGCAGUCAUGUUCGACCGCCGCGAUGAUCAUCCUCGACAGUUCUCUGCAGUGAUCCCUGAGAAAGUGGUUCGUAAGUGGCUCUUCCGCAAGACCCAGAUCGUCCCCAUGGAGAUGAUCGCCACGGUCCUCGCGAUCGAGACCUUCAAGGAUCACCUGAGAGGCAAGGACGUUCUGCUUCUGAUUGAUUCGGAAGCGGUAGAAGCCUCGCUCGUGAAGGGCUAUUCGUCAAAGCAAGAUCUCUGCGAAAUUAUUGAGCUUUUCUGGGACCUUGCUCUUGAACUCAGAAGAAUUUCUUUAUCGAUCGAAUCUCUUCGGAUUCGAAUCCAGUGGACUGGCCCUCUCGGGAUCAGCUGUCUAUCGGCGAAGCCAUGGGUGCUGGGCCUGGGAUGGGCUGCUGGUCGUUACCCGUUCGGGAAGAUCGGUGACUUGUUGUUCUGA